Molecule: messenger RNA, 1262 nt
Organism: Amphimedon queenslandica
Lineage: Eukaryota; Metazoa; Porifera; Demospongiae; Haplosclerida; Niphatidae
Product: phospholipase B1, membrane-associated-like
Exons: 10
Coding region: 37-1146 (369 amino acids)
Biological process (GO): phospholipid metabolic process
Molecular function (GO): glycerophospholipase activity
Source: RefSeq, a predicted model, not a curated record
AGCCAAGCAUAGCUAAGCACCUCGGAUCAGAUCAGUAUGAUUAGCAUGUCUUUUCGCUACCUCGUUAGUUCUUUCUCUCUCUUACUUUGCUUUGGGUUUAUCGCAUCUGAUGAGUUCAAUUGUCCUCCCCUCCCUCCCCUGGCUCGUCCAGCUCAGUCAGUCCACGAGCUCAGGCCUCAAGACAUUAAAGUGGUCAUGACACUGGGAGACAGUGUAACUGCUGCAUUUGCAGCAAUGGGACGACAAGAUGGCAUUAAAGAUUUAUAUGAAUUUAGGGGUAUUUCAUGGUUCAUUGGUGGAGAUCCUAAUGCUCAGACAAUUUUCUCAUUUCUCCGUCAUUAUACUCCCAAUAUAAUAGGUGGCAGUCUGGGAUCGCAUUUUGUCGAGUUGUGCUAUGGUCCAAUUUGCCCUCCUGAUCAGUACAGACCCAAGCAAGAUGUCUUUAAUGCUGCCCAGAGUGGAGCCAUGGUCCCUAACUUAAAGAAACAUGAGUUUACAUAUCUUUAUGAGCAACUGACAUUAAAUCCAUCUGUGAAUAUGAGAGAUGAUUGGAAGCUUCUAUCAAUACUGAUUGGUUUUAAUGAUCUUUGCAUAGGGUGUUCCGGUGAUGUCCCUUAUAUCACAGCUGACGAUUUCGAGACUAAUCUGCGUUCUGUCAUUGAAGAAGUCCGCUCAAAGAUCCCAAAAGUUUUUGUGAAUUUGGUGGAGAUAUUCAAUAUGUCAAUGAUAUAUGAAAAGUCAAAGACAAUGCCUCAUUGUGAGGAUAUUCAUCGACUCCUUCCCAUAGAGUGUUUGUGCGUCUUUUUAGAAGGAAAAAUUGGCGAUGAUACAAGGAGAGACAUUGAUAAUUAUGCUGCUAAAUAUAAUGAAAGAUUGAGGAAGUUAGCUAAAGAAUACAGUGAAAAGAAUUACCAAGAUUUUGCCGUUGUUGUUCAGCCUGGCAUUCGAGAUGGUACUGCUAAAAACACUCCUAUUGACUUUAUGUCUGAUGUUGAUUGUUUUCAUCCAUCUCUCGUGGCCCACCAGGCUUUUGCUAAAGUCAUCUGGAAUAACCUACUUACUCCAGCUGCUCAAAAAACAUCUAAUUUUGAUUUUAAGGCCCCCUUCGUGUGCCCCACUAAUGCCACACUUAUUUAUACAAACUGAUUUUUAGUUUCAGAUUCAAUGUUUAUGUUAAGCUGUUUUGCUGGUUUUUAUGCGUAUGUUUCUAUAUACAUGCAUAUUAUAUAUUAAGAGUUUUGACCGUAAAAGUCAAAACUGAA